This is a messenger RNA of Choloepus didactylus (southern two-toed sloth), 3610 nucleotides long. It is a transcript of the gene DRAM1, whose product is annotated as DNA damage regulated autophagy modulator 1. The transcript is spliced from 7 exons. Gene Ontology annotation, biological process: regulation of autophagy. The record is from RefSeq and is a predicted model, not a curated record. NCBI's taxonomy places the organism in Eukaryota, Metazoa, Chordata, Mammalia, Pilosa, Megalonychidae. The coding region runs from base 586 to 1302 and encodes 238 amino acids. Gene Ontology annotation, cellular component: lysosome.
GCAGCGCGGCGGGAUGGGGUGCCUGUCACCGUGCCCCAGGGCGCUGGCGGCGGGCCCUGGGAGGGACUGCCCUCGGGGCUCCAAGACCGGUACCCCGGAAACCCCGAGGGAAGGAGGGGCCGGGAGGAGUUAAUCCAUUUCCCCAGAGUUGCCCAAGGACUGAGACGGCGCGUGCGGGCCGGGGGGGCUGGGUGAGCCGGGGCGGACACCCCACCCCCUCCGCCCGCGCCGACCCCCGCCGAGCAUCCGAAACAAAAGCGAAAGGAGCCCGCCGGCUGCGUCCCGCUGGGCUCCGGCGUCGCGUCCGCGGGGAGGUCUCCGCGCGCCUCCGAGCCGGCGGGGCCUCCGCUUUGUGACUUCACCGGUUUCGCAACAAGCCCGGGCCGCCCGCGCCCCACCCUUCCCCGGCCCGGCCGCCUCGCAGCUCGCGGUCUCGCUCGGCUUUUCGCGCUUCCCGUCCCUCCGGGGCCCGGCCUGCCCCGGCCGUCGCCGAGCCUGCCGUCUGACCGCCAUCUGCCACCCGCCCGCCCGCUGCGGUCCGCGCCGCGGCCCCGCCGAGCGCAGCGCCGUCCACACCGCGGCGCGAUGCUGUGCUUCCUGAGGGGGAUGGCCUUCGUCCCCUUCCUCCUGGUGACCUGGUCGUCCGCCGCCUUCAUCAUCUCCUACGUGGUCGCCGUGCUCUCCGGGCAUGUCAACCCCUUCCUGCCCUACAUCAGUGAUACAGGAACAACACCUCCAGAAAGUGGUAUUUUUGGAUUCAUGAUAAACUUCUCUGCAUUUCUUGGUGCAGCCACCAUGUACACAAGAUAUAAAAUAGUAGAGAAGCAAAAUCAAACUUCCUAUUUCAGCACUCCUGUUUUUAACUUGGUUUCGUUAGUUCUUGGAUUGGUAGGAUGUAUAGGAAUGGGCAUUGUAGCCAAUUUUCAGGAGUUAGCGGUGCCUGUGGUCCACGACGGGGGCGCCCUUCUGGCCUUCGUCUGCGGGGUGGUGUACACGCUCCUGCAGUCUGUCAUCUCUUACAGAGCGUAUCCUCACUGGAACAGCCUCUUGAUGUGCCACAUGCGCAUGGCCAUUUCUGCCGUUUCCUGCGCCGCGGUCGUUCCCAUGAUUGCCUGUGCUUCACUAAUUUCUAUAACCAAACUGGAGUGGAAUCCAAAAGAAAAGGAUUAUAUAUAUCACGUAGUGAGUGCAAUCUGUGAGUGGACAGUGGCCUUUGGUUUUAUUUUCUACUUCCUAACAUUCAUCCAGGAUUUCCAGAGUGUCACCUUGAGGAUAUCCACAGAAAUCAAUGAUGACAUUUGAAGAAAGAAGAAUUAUAUUUCAGUCAGUGAAUGUCACAGACAAUUUCUAAAAGUACAGAGGAUGCACAGGGUUUCGAUGCUGACCUGAUUUGAAUGCAUGCAGCACACGCAGGACUUGAAUUUCAUUAAGAAAGAAUUCCUAAUAGUUGUACUAUUUACAAAGGUAUGUUUUUCUAGAGAAUGUAGAGAAUUUAUGACAUUGUAGCAGUUUUUAUAAUUUUUUAGAAUACUUUUAUAUUAACAAAUUCAUACACAGAAAAGAUAAAGGUAUUAUUGAAAACAGAGAGCUCUUAUUUUUGUACAGAUUCUGCUUUGUUUAUUUUGUGUGAUUUAUGGAAAUAUACUAAAUGAGGAAUUUCAAGUUUAGUGCAUUCAUUAAAAAGCAAAAUCAGGGUGAUUCAUUUUGAAAUUUCAUUUUUUAGAGAAAGAAUUGUGUAAUUUUAUAUCACAAGAACAUUUAUAAAGUUCAAUUUGUAAUGGUCAUUUACUCAAAUUAUAAGGGUUUAGUUAAUAAAUUAACACUAAUGAAGGUACUCAGAUUUUUAGAUGAACUAAGCAAAGUGCUUCUAUGGAGAGCCUUAGUAUCACUAUGCAUAUUAACUCUAGUAAGUAAACACCAAAGACCUCGGUUUUGAAACUCUGCUCCCUAGACCUUCCUGCCCACAGGGCCACAGCUUUUACCUGUGCCACUAGCUGGCAAUCUGCAGUGGGACUAAUUCAGCAAGGCAGAUCAGAAAUAAAAAGUUUUACAACAGUAAAAUGGAGGAGGGUGACUGGCCUACAAGAAAAUCUCACUGGAUUGCAGGCUUGUGUCUUUCCUAGAUAAGCAAGGAGAGAAAAGAUCCUCAGCCUGUCUCAGGCUCAUGGAAAGCAGGGCUGAGGAAAGGAGAAUUUGCCUAAUACUAAAACUCUGCAAAAGGCAACCUCCUGAAUGCAUUUAUGAUACCAUUUAUAAAACUACCCUUUCUUGUUACUGGCAUAGCUCAAGUCUUCAUUUCAAUUUUUCACCAGUGAACAUGUCAAAGUGAACCCAGGUCCAAGAGAGACAAGGAGAAAGGAGAGGGGGCUGCAGAAACUUCUGGGUUCAGGGUGCUAUUUAUUUGCUCUCCUUUUUAAUGCCUGAGACUCCAUGUUUACACACUCUAGGGAAUGUGAGUCAGGCUCUUUGCUUUAGGCAGAAACUACAGACUCCAUCUUUGCACCCAAAUCAUGAAUGACAAAUGACAAGCAAGUCACCGUGGGGAAAGAAGUGGUCCUUUAGAAGCAAAGCUUAGGUUUGCACACUGAAGAGAAGACUCUCUAGAACAUAAACCUGUGUCUGGCCAAGUGGGACCGAACCUUGAGGGCACAGAGGCCUGUGUGGACACCUAGGGAGGCAGCCUGGGGCCGGCGAGCACGUGGUGGGUCCUCGGUUGCUACUUGUUGAGUGAGUGGAGGUGUGAGUCUCCACCUCCGUCGGCUCUCUUUGCAAUGACAGACUGCAUCUGCUGGAAGCGUUCAGCAGCGGGAAACUGAUCACAUUUCCGGGCCUGUUGUGACUUACAAUAAUGCUGUGGCUCCUCAUUGUCACGCUGGAAUGGAAAGGCAGUGCUCCAGGCUGGGUCAAGUGUUCAUUAUUCUGAAGAGGAGGCGGAAUGCCAUGCGCUGUUUCCCCGGAACUUGCGGUGGAAUGAAUUCAUGAUCGCGUCUCGCACUGAAGGGACUUUUAUUAUUGGCACUUCUCACAAUGUAUUGUCAUGUUUCAUUUCCGCAUUGUUAGUACACUUAGAUUGAGAGCUCCCUGAGGGCAGAGUAUUUGCCUUAAUCUUUGUAACUACAGCAUUUAACAGCGCCUCCUGGCACACAGUAGGCGCUUAAUAAAUACUCAUGGGUUGGAAGGAUGAAGGAAGAAAUGAAGGAAUGACUGACUCCAGAUGUCUGUAAUGCUGUAUAAUGGGAUGUGCUCUGGUUUUCUAAUUAGUUUAGUGAUAAACAAAUUAAGUCUGUAUCGCCAAGAAAUGUUGACUGUUUUGCUUUGUACUGUAAAUGUUUCAGUUGUUUGGGCUUCACUAUUCUAUGACAACUCUCUUCAACCUGGACAGUUACCACAGAAAUUGUUCCAUGGGCUAGGCAUAAAUUGUAUACCUGGCUCGGCAAACUGAGAAGGCCCUAAAUUACUCCGGAUCAUCACAUUCCGCUGAUUCCAUGCAACCUCUAAGGCCUGCCUUAUCCACCUUUUGGUAUUAUUUCUAAUUUCCAUGAAGUUGCAUUUUCUUGGAUCUUGUGGCUGAAAAAGUAAAAUAAAAUGAAAUAUUUCUUUAUUUUAGUAA